Messenger RNA from Ixodes scapularis (black-legged tick), 1449 nucleotides. RefSeq names its product sodium/nucleoside cotransporter 2-like. Gene Ontology annotation, molecular function: nucleoside:sodium symporter activity; nucleic acid binding; RNA-DNA hybrid ribonuclease activity. Gene Ontology annotation, cellular component: membrane. Bases 1 to 1449 code for a protein of 482 amino acids. The transcript has 8 exons. Lineage: Eukaryota; Metazoa; Arthropoda; Arachnida; Ixodida; Ixodidae. The record is from RefSeq and is a predicted model, not a curated record. Gene Ontology annotation, biological process: nucleoside transmembrane transport.
AUGACCACAUCAAGCCGCCGAAUCAAUGCAGAACGGAGUACGAAGGAAGCGGAACUACAGGCAAUCCUUGAGGGUGCACGUCAGGCCGUGCGUCAACAGAAUGCAAACACGGAUCCGUUCGAUUUUAUAUGGGUCUUCACCGAUUCCAGAGACGCCUACGCUGAGUGCCAGGACGUCAGCUCAUACAACACGACGGUCCGCCAGCUAAGGACACUCGCUCAGCUCCUCGCACUCGAUGGGCGAACACUUCAGGUUGGGUGGGUGCCGGGUCAUUCCGGCAUCCACGGAAACGAAGAGGCCCACAACGCGGCCAAAGCAGCGCUAGAAUCUGCGCCGGUGCUUACAAAUCAGGACCAACAGGGUGUCAGUCGUGAAGGAGAAAAUAAUGUCCUACCCUUCAACUCGGACGCAUUUCUGUCCCUGAAAAGGAAGCAUCGAAGGGAAACCCUCGCUGCCCAAAUACCACCAGACCCUCACGGAACCCUACCAACACGCUUCUGUCGGUUCAAUAGGGCCCUGCCCGUGAUUUUCUUCUUCAGCUUUUUCGUGAGCAUCUUGUACUUCUACGGCAUCAUGCAGUGGUUCGUUCUUCGAAUGGGACAGAUUCUUCAGCUCGCUAUCGGCACCACGGCCUGCGAGUCAGUCUGCACUGCGGCCAACAUCUUCCUCGGAAUGUCGGAAGCACCUCUGAUCAUCCGGCCUUUCCUGGCGGCCAUCACAAACUCUGAGCUGCACGUGGUCAUGACGGGGGGCUUCUCAACGAUCGCCGGAAGCGUCAUGACGGCCUACAUCAGUUUGGGGAUCGAUGCGGGACACCUCCUGACCGCCUCCCUCAUGAGCGCUCCGGCAGCCUUGGCCUUCUCCAAGCUGCUCUUCCCAGAGGUGGAGGAGAGCAAAACGAGCGUGUACAACAUCCAGAUGCCUGAAAGCGAGGAGAAAAACGUCCUGGAGGCCGCUUCCAACGGAGCAGUUCUUGGGCUUCUCAUCAUCGGGAACAUUGUGGCCAACCUCGUCAGCUUUCUCGCCUUCAUGGCUUUCCUGAACAGUUUACUGAGCUGGGCCGGAGCAGUCAUCGACAUGGACUUCAUCACCGCGGAGUGGCUGCUCACGGUGAUGUUCACUCCGCUGGCGUUCCUGAUGGGCGUGCCGUGGGAAGACUGCGGCAUAGUGGGCGAGCUGAUCGGCAUCAAAACGUUCGCCAACGAGUUCAUCGCCUUUCUAAAACUAGCCCCCCUCAAGGGCAAGCUGAACGAGAGGUCGGUGAUAAUCGCCACGUACGCGUUGUGGGGAUUCUCCAACCUGGGCUCCGUCGGCAUCAUGUUGGGCUCUCUCGGAUCGCUCUGUCCCGGCCGCAAGGGGGACUUAGCCAAGAUGUCCAUCAGGGCACUCUGCGCCGGGUCUGGCGCCUGCUUUCUCACUGCGUGCGUUGCCGGGAGCCUGAUACCCUGA